AAUAAAUAUCACGACCGCCGCUGCCUCGAGUUUGAUAAAAGUUUUCGUUUUUGUUCUUCAAUUCUCAGCCGAUUGCAUUAAUAAGUCGGUGAUUUCAAUGGACACGAAUAACAUUAUGAUCUCUCUCGGUCUAUCUGUGUCGGAUCAUAACAUGUUCAUUGUUCAUAGGGAAACCACUCUGGCUGUCAGCACGUUGGCUAUUGAUCUUGUGGAUGAAGCAUGUGCAAAUGUGAGGGUACAAUUAGACAGUCAGAAGACUGAAGAAAUCGAUAAUCUUGAAAGGAAACGGAUGCAGUUGGAGGUUGAGCUCCAUGCUUUAGAGAAGGAAACAGAUACAGCAAGCAAAGUUCGACUUGUUGAAGUUAAAAAAGAACUUAAUGAUUUGAGAGUAAUCACCAAAGAACAUGCCGAUAGUCGAUAAGCUGUGAGGUAUCUAGUAGAAGAAUACUAUUGGGGACACACCUACUAGUAUUAAUAAAUAAACUUAUUGUGUAACAAGAUCAAUGAAGAGAUCAAAAGCGACAAAUCUUGGUAGCAAUGAUAAGUUUAUAAAGCCUUCAAAUAAAAAAUUACAAUGCAUGAACAUGAACUUAUAAUAGAGAUGCCAAUGUAAAGAAGUACCAAAUAGGAAGGAGAUAGAGUUAACUUUGCAACAGGAGAAGUCUUCAAGAUUCCUCUACACAAAAAGAAGUAGAAAUUCAAAUGUUAAGAAAUCAGUGGACACAAUGUCUGAAGAUCAACCUUUUUCAGGAUGGUUCCUAACUACUCUCUAGUCAACAGGUGUCUUCGAAGGGACAUGCCAUUUACAGUUAUAUCAUCUGAGAGCUGAAAUCAAGGAUCAGUUGGAGACUACUUGUUUUUUUAUAAAACAUUUGAUGGAAAUGAUUUCAUAGAAGGACAGACGGGGAGCGUUUGAAACAAUGUCUUCUAUUGUGGACUGCCUCAAUCCAUGUUUGAUUAUAACGUGUUGAUUGUUCAUAGCGUUUUGAAUUUUUCUUUAUAUAGUCAUUUGAUAUA
This is a messenger RNA of Helianthus annuus (common sunflower), 1017 nucleotides long. Its product is annotated as chaperone protein ClpB1. Lineage: Eukaryota; Viridiplantae; Streptophyta; Magnoliopsida; Asterales; Asteraceae. The record is from RefSeq and is a predicted model, not a curated record. The coding region runs from base 98 to 421 and encodes 107 amino acids. The transcript has 3 exons.